AUGCCACCACGUCGUUGCUCAGAGAUCCGAACCCCAACUGGUCCAACCUGCCUCCAAGGAGUUUAUCCUUCUCGAUUGGUGCGACUUCGAGCACCAAAUGCCAGCGACGGAGGAACCGAACACAACCACAAUUACGACGGUGCAACUAGCAUCAGGUCUCUUUGCUUUGGAGAAAUGGAGGCCACGAUGCCCAUUUACAAGACUGUUACUCCAACUCCAUUUAAGAUGUGGAUGAGUGAUUCAGUUGGUUGGAGUGAUCGAAUCCAAUUCCACACUCCCCCUGUGGGAGGAUCUGAUGAGCUCAAAUUUCUUGCAUUUGGCGACAUGGGAAAGGCUCCUCGUGAUUCUUCUGUCGAGCAUUAUAUUCAGCCAGGAUCCCUCUCAGUGAUUGAGGCCGUGACGGAUGAAAUAAAUUCCAGGAAUGUAGACUAUGUCUUCCACAUUGGAGAUAUAAGCUAUGCCACUGGGUUUUUAGUUGAAUGGGAUUUUUUCCUUCACCAAAUCAACCCUAUUGCUUCUCGAGUUUCAUACAUGACAGCUAUCGGGAACCAUGAGAGGGACUAUAUAGAAUCUGGAUCAGUGUACAUUCUUGCAGAUUCAGGUGGGGAAGUUGGAGUUCCCUAUGAGACUUACUUUCCAAUGCCAACCCCAGCAAAGGAUAAACCAUGGUAUUCCAUAGAACAAGGAAGCGUCCACAUCACGAUGAUUUCAACAGAGCAUGACUGGACCAAAAAUUUUGAGCAGUAUCAAUGGAUGAAAAAGGAUAUGGCUUCAGUUGAUCGAUCUAAAACUCCUUGGUUGAUAUUUAUGGGGCAUAGACCAAUGUAUACAUCUGCCCCUGGAUUCCUGAGUGUUGAUGAGAAAUUCGUUGACAAAGUUGAACCAUUACUUCUGGCAAGCAAAGUUGACCUGGCGCUGUUUGGUCAUGUCCAUAACUACGAGCGAACCUGCUCCAUUUAUAAGAUCCAAUGCAUGAAAUUGCCUUGCAAAGUUGAGGCUGGGAUCGACACAUAUGAUCAUAGCAACUACAGUGCCCCAGUGCAAGCCAUAAUUGGAAUGGCUGGCUUUUCCUUGGACAAGUUUCCCAGUGGUAUUAACAAUAGUUGGAGUUUAUCAAGGCAUUCUGAAUAUGGUUCUCUCAGAGCGCAUGCAACAAGGAUAGAUAUCAAAUUAGAGUUUGUGAAUGCAGACACAAGAAAAGUUGACGACAGCUUCCACAUUACAAAAGCAUAA
Messenger RNA from Rosa chinensis, 1233 nucleotides. Its product is annotated as probable inactive purple acid phosphatase 27. The coding region runs from base 1 to 1233 and encodes 410 amino acids. Gene Ontology annotation, molecular function: hydrolase activity. The record is from RefSeq and is a predicted model, not a curated record. Lineage: Eukaryota; Viridiplantae; Streptophyta; Magnoliopsida; Rosales; Rosaceae. The transcript has 11 exons.